Messenger RNA from Bufo bufo (common toad), 2263 nucleotides. It is a transcript of the gene ABHD8, whose product is annotated as abhydrolase domain containing 8. Bases 254 to 1534 code for a protein of 426 amino acids. The transcript is spliced from 5 exons. Lineage: Eukaryota; Metazoa; Chordata; Amphibia; Anura; Bufonidae. The record is from RefSeq and is a predicted model, not a curated record. Gene Ontology annotation, molecular function: catalytic activity.
UUUACAUCUUCAGAGGAGGUAGGAAAGCUUAGAUGGGAAACAACAAGCAAGUAUCCAUGCUGCAUGCAGCUGCCCAGGCCACGGUGUGGCUGUAGACGCAGGCGUUGGGCGCAGGAUAAGAGAAUUAGCCUCAGGAGCAGAUUGCCUCUGCAGGAUUUUCUCUCUGUAUCCAUCGCUCACCCUGAUCCUCGUCUGCAAACGAAUCCAAUUCCGAAGCACCAAAAAUCGUCGUGACAAUAAAUGAGGACACACCAUGUUGACCAGCAUAGCAGAACGGAUAAUGUACUGCCUGACAGGCAAAACCCCAAAUUCUGUGGGUCCUUCGGACACUUCAGAAACCAGCGAUGGCUUCGAUUUUCUCGAGGUGAAGCCAGGCCGAAUUUUAAGAAUACGACACAUACUGCCUUCUCGAUCUGGAGGUGGAGAGGAAGGCGAGGAAAUAGAGGAUGUGAAAAAUUCAGGCCGAGGACUGAUCCACUGCAAGCGUCGAAUAACUGUCUAUCGCAAUGGACAGCUUGUGAUAGAAAAUCUUGGUGCCACUCUUCGUUCUGAAAUCUUGCAUUGCCGCAAUGGGAAUACUGAACCUGCAGGUACAUUGGAAGUCGAGCUUUCAGAUUAUACCAGCACAGGUAAUGAGAGUGCUGGAGGAAAGGAGAGUGAUUUACCACCUGGGAGGCGCAGAAAACGUAAGCCGAAAAAAGUUCUGCAGGUUGACUGUCAAAGGCGUGUUACUAGCUGCAAAGGCACCCAUUCUGAUGUAGUCCUGUUCUUCAUUCAUGGUGUUGGAGGUUCUCUUGACAUUUGGAAAGAACAACUGGAUUUUUUCUCAAAACUUGGGUAUGAAGUUGUAGCACCAGAUUUGGUGGGGCAUGGCUCAAGUGCAGCUCCACAAAUAGGUGCUGCUUACACCUUUUAUGCCCUUGCUGAGGACAUGAGAUGUGUGUUCAAGCGCUACGGCAAGAAACGAAAUAUCUUGGUGGGACAUUCGUAUGGAGUCUCCUUUUGCACAUUCUUGGCCCAUGAGUUCCCUGAUUUGGUCCACAAGGUGGUCAUGAUUAAUGGUGGUGGUCCUACAGCUCUGGAACCAAGCCUCUGCUCUAUCUUCAACAUGCCCACGUGUGUGUUGCACUGUCUGUCUCCUUGCCUUGCGUGGAGCUUCCUCAAGGCCGGCUUUGCUCGACAAGGUGCCAAAGAGAAACAGCUCUUACGAGAGGGUAAUGCCUUCAAUGUGUCAUCCUUUGUACUAAGAGCCAUGAUGAGCGGACAGUACUGGCCGGAGGGAGAUGAGGUUUACCAUGCAGAAUUAACCGUCCCAGUCCUGCUGGUGCAUGGCAUGCAUGACAAAUUUGUUCCACUCGACGAGGACCAAAGGAUGGCAGAGAUCCUUCUAGUCAGCUUCCUCAAGAUCAUCGAAGAGGGUAGUCACAUGGUCAUGCUGGAGUGUCCAGAAACUGUUAACACUUUGCUUCACGAGUUCUUUUUAUGGGAGCCAGAGGCGCAGAACACAAGUACAGAAGAAGCUGUGAAUGAGUGAAGAGGAAAAGUCAUAGGUGACCUUAAUGAGAAACAGAAAGGACUUUUCUGUUGAUUGCCCAAACAGCGUUUGGAGAAGACGUCUGAAGGUCUGCAAGCUAAAUGGCCAAGGUUUUAGACUUUGGUUCACAGUGAAGAUGGCGUCAAGGGAGAAUAUUGUUUCUGACAAUUCAGGAACUUUAGAUAAUACAGCUUUUAAAAGAGGUCUUCUGCCAUUUGACCUCCUAUGCAGCCAUAAUAAUUUGCAAGACAACUAGUGGUUGUCCAAGGUCCAUUGUGUGUAAAACAUCAGAUUGACCGUUGUUGUAGAAUUGUGGUAUAAUACAGAUCCUUGCUGGUCAUAGGCCCGUGGAAGAGGUUUUUUACAUCCGAGUGUUGCUAAAAGCUGAGAAUAAUGAAUUAUUGUUACAAAAUAAAUCAUAUUACAGUCCACCUGUAAAGUAAUUGAAGAUGCAGACAUAUGGUCAUGUAUGUCUUUAUUGCCAAAAACAAUAACUGGCAGAAAAAUGGUUACAUGGUGUAUAUUCCAUCUUAUGUCAGACCCAGUGGAUAAUAAGAGAAUACCUGUAGAAAUUGCUGAAAUCACAUAGAGACUAUGUAAAGAUAUAUAAAUAAUGUUGAUAAUGUAUUUUCUGUGGCUCUUAUUUCAGAUGACUACCUUGUCCUUUUCCUUCUGUUGUAAACAUGGAGGUUGUUUGAAGGCAGGAUUAAAUCAAAUUAAACGUGUCCU